This is a messenger RNA of Corythoichthys intestinalis (scribbled pipefish), 5109 nucleotides long. RefSeq names its product carboxypeptidase N subunit 2. Gene Ontology annotation, molecular function: protein binding. NCBI's taxonomy places the organism in Eukaryota, Metazoa, Chordata, Actinopteri, Syngnathiformes, Syngnathidae. Gene Ontology annotation, cellular component: extracellular matrix. Bases 131 to 2410 code for a protein of 759 amino acids. The transcript is spliced from 2 exons. The record is from RefSeq and is a predicted model, not a curated record.
GGAACAUGUUGGCCACACCCUGGAGGGUCGCUGCUAAUAUCAACAUAUAGACAAGAACUGCAUUGCACAUUCUGCCUGAUGCAACCCUCUUCUGCAUUCUGCAACAAGAAACAAUCAGUAAAAACAAAACAUGCAGAGACGAGACAUCAUUCUUUUUUUCCUGUUUUCACUGAUGGACUACUUAUGGACUCAAGACCAAGCAUGUGAAAAAGAAACUGACUGCCCUUCAGAAAACCAAAUUGUCUUUAGUGGAACAAGAGAAAUCCCUCGUAAUCUGAGUGCGGGUGUGACUGAAGUAUUCUUUUUGGACAGUCACAUCAAAACAAUCCCUAAAGCAGCAUUUGUGGAAAACCCUCAGUUGGAAAAAGUGGAGUUCAUAAAUACAAACACCAGCACUAUUGAGCCAGGAGCUUUUGAAGGCCUUGUUAAUAUGAAGCUCGUUGAAAUCUCCAGCACACCGCUGACGUCCAUGCCAGUGGAUGUCUUUUCAGGCCUCAGCAAUCUGGAGGUAAUUAUUCUGAAAUUGAACAAGAUCCGUAAUCUUGAGCGAGGUUUGUUUGAAGGUCUUAAAAAGUUAAAAGAGGUCCAGUUACAUGGAAAUGAAAUUGCAUCUAUUGAAGAUGAAACUUUCGAUGGCCUCCAAAACCUUGUGAUGCUUCAUUUGGCUAAAAAUCGCCUCACUGCAGUGAAAACCGCCUGGUUCUCUAAACUAACCAAACUGACCACACUGCGGCUUUAUGAAAAUCUACUGACUGCCAUCCCAGAGGACAUUUUUCACAAUUUGCCAAAUUUAAAAGAAAUAUCUUUGGCAAGCAACAAAUUAACAGAACUAUCUGCAAAUCAGUUUCCCCAUAAAGACAAACUAACAAAGAUCGUAUUGGAUGACAAUCUUUUGACAAAUUUACCUGGAGAAUUCUUUGUUGGCUUCCCUAAUCUGAAAAUAUUAACCCUGCACAAGAACAAACUAUCAAGCCUUCCACCUGUGCUUUUUGGGGAACUAACCAAAAUGAAGGAUUUAAACCUACGUCAAAACAAUUUGUCUGACCUUCCAAAAGCCAUAUUCAGUCGUCUGAAGGGUCUGACCAAGCUAGAUCUAUCCAAGAAUAACUUUUCUACUCUGUCACCCGACUACUUUGAAGGACUGAACAAACUUACUGAUUUGAAUCUUCUUAACAACAAGAUAGACUCCCUUGAUUCAGAUGUGUUUGAAGAGCUUCCAUCGUUGAAGACCCUGGAUAUGUCAAAUAACAAACUUCAGACACUGCCUCAGAAUAUUUUUAAGUCUUUAACACAUCUAACUAAAGUUUAUCUGAAUGACAAUCCCUGGAAAUGUGAUUGUAAACUUAUACAUCUCCAUCGCUGGAUGAAGGCAAACUCUAAGACCCUCCGUAAACCAGUAGUCUGUUGGUAUCCAGAUGAUCUUAAAGGACAGGAGAUCAAGUCAUUGGAAGAGGAGCAACUUAUAUGUCCUACUAUUCCAUUCACAACCACCAUAUUACAUACAACUACCCCCACAACGUUAGGACUAACCACCACCCUCACAACAACAAUGGCAAGCACUACGUGGUCAACCACCUUUACAUCUACAACACCUUCAGCCACGACCGCUUCUACUACAGUUACUCCUGUAGAAACAACUACUGACAUAAAGACGACACAGCAAACAACACCAGAGACCACCCCAACAACAUCAAUGGUUACAACAAGUGCACAAGUAACCACCACAAUGACAGCUAUUUUAACAACAACCAUACCCACCACCACGAUGAUGCCGACCACACCAACAGCCACAAUGACAACUGCUUCGCCCACAACAAUUUUAACAACAACAGCUGCACUUAUGGUCACACUGGCAGCAACCACACCCACAACAAUUUUAACUACUGCCUCACCAAGUACCACUUUCACACCGACUCCCCAAAUAACUACACCAACAGCUUUACCCACAAUGAUCUUAACAUCAACAGCUACCUCUACUAUUACAUCUCCAGCAGCAACUAUAAUAACCACGUCACCUAGCACCACUAGCAAAAUUUCAACCAUAAAUAUAGAAGCAACAAUCACAACAAAUAAACCCACCACCCAUGAGACGACCCAGCCUACAACUACUCUGAAGAUGACAUCUCUGCCGAAACGGACCACCCCAGUCGUUUUCACCUGCCCUGUACAGCCACGACUCGAGAAGUCACCCAUUUCAGUACUUUCUUCUGAUGACACAAAAUAUAGGCAUUGCAAAUCCCAGGCUCUCAUGUACAGCACUCUUCUGCUGGUGGAGAUCUUCUGCACAUUAGUUCUGGCUAAAUUCACCUUGUCUCUUUACCGACUACUGCUGUGCAGGGAAAGGAUGCUCCACGAUGUCAAACUCACCCACUUCUCCUACAGGAAAGAAGUCAUCUUAAGGCCUUUGUAGCAGACAGAGAACUGAAGCCUCCAAAAAUGUUUAAGCUACUCCCCAAUUCCUCCAUUACUAGAUAACCAAGAGAUUUUAAUAACCUCAUCCUUAUACCUGGAAUUUCCAUAUCUUUUCUGGAAUUUGUUUCCUCCAACUGUCCGUUUGAUGUAUUGGAUCUUAUAAAUGCAUUGUAAGGAUAAACCAAGGGCAGUUAGUGUUGCAGCACAUGACUUUCCAGUGACUGCGAAGAUGCCACAGGUGAAAAAUAUGACAACGGAUUUUUGAGCAUUUCAUUGUCAGAAUGGAGGAAUCUAUAGAGACGUUUCCUGAGCGAAACAUGGGCUGCGCCAUCUUGAAAGAUGUCUGCUCCGAACUUCCGGUUUAGAAAAAAACAACAUGAAUUACGAUUGAAGUGAGCAGUGUGUUGACUAAGUUAAAACUGCAAAAUUAAAGCAGAGAAACUUACGGAAUAUUCAAAAAUGGAUUCUGCACGACGUAGAUGAGAUUGUAUAAAUGUUCUUAUAACUUCGUUGAUCAUACGUGGACAAAAUUAUAACAACCUGUCAGCCUGUUUUGAUGUGAUGUGUAGAACGAAACGGUGGCCACUUGAGUGACCAAAAUGAGGUGAAAUUACAAAUUACAGUGUAUCACAAAAGGCAGUACACCCCUCGCAUUUCUGCAGAUAUUUAAGUAUAUCUUUUCAUGGGACAACACUAACAAAAUGACACUUUGACACAAUGAAAAGUAGUCUGCGUGCAGCUCAUAUAAUAGAAUUUAUUUUCCCCUCAAAAUAACUCAAAAUAUAGCCAUUGCUAUCUAAACCCCGAGCAACAAAAGUGAGUACACCGCAUGGGAACUACGUACAUCCCUAAAUGUCCAAAUUGAGUACUGCUUGUCAUUUUGACUGUGGGCAUGACACAUUGCCUUUGUACUCCUCACCUGGUCGCCGCCACACAUGUUGGAGACCAUCAGAACCAAACAAAUUAAUCUUCGUCUCAUCAGACCAUAGGACAUGGUUCCAGUAAUCCAUGUGCUUUUUUGACAUGUCUUCAGGAAACUGUUUGCGGGCUUUCUUGUGGACUGUCUUCAGAAGAAGCUUCCUCCUGGGGUGACAGCCAUGUACACCAAUUUGAUGUAGAGUGCGGCGUAUGGUCUGACCACUAACAGGCUGACCCCCCACCUCUUCAAUCUCUGCAGCAAUGCUGACAGCACUCCUGUAACGAGUCACAUGACAUUUUGGAGGGAAAAUGACAAACAGUACUCAAUUUGGACAUUUAGGGAUGUACGUACUUCCCAUGCGGUGUACUCACUUUUGUUGCUAGGGGUUUAGAUAUCAAUGGCUAUAUUUUGAGUUAUUUUGAGGGGAAAAUAAAUUAAUUCUAUUAUAUAAGCGGCACAGAAACUACUUUUCAUUGUGUCAAGGUGUCAUUUUGUCAGGGUUGUCCUAUAAAAAGAUAUACUUAAAUAUCUACAGAAUACGAGGGGUGUACUCACUUUUGUGAUAUACUGUAUAUUACAUUUGCCGAAUGCAGAGAGGCUGACACGGAUUUUGUUGUUACAAGGAAAUACUACAAGGUAUGUACAUUUAAACAAAAAUAGUGUGUCAUUCUUUUUUUAUUGCAGAUAUUGAUUGCAAUAAAACAUUUGAACAAAUUGGUUCCAUUUCUUGUUUUAUUUAAAAGGUUUGGUGCAUGUGCAAAAUAGGUCAAUAAAUCACAAUUUAUAAAAUGAUUAGAAAAAUAUUAACGAACGUUGAGCAGACAAGGAAUGUGUUAUCAGACAGCAGAGCUUAAGAGAGCCAAACUUUCACCCGACAUGACGAGACCCCCGGCGGCAUUCAGACAGGCUUUCUCCCGCUGUCCUCGGUAAUUCCAGCUCAAGGAGAGUAUCUUAAAGUUGCUGCAGUUAAAAACCUCGGAGUUGGCUCUCCGAAUCGAGCUGACGGUCCGCCGUGAAGCGAGCCACCGUUUGUCCCAGCCACUGCCACUCGGCCGCCCCCGGGAGUCGAGCCUUCAUCAAAGUAGAACGCACGUAGUCUCGUUAUAUGUCAAUCAGCGUACGAUUUCAGUUGUCUUCCCUUUUCCUAACAAUGUUUUCCAGCUGUAAACAAAUGAACAAAAAACUUGUAACACUUGCAUUUAGCGCUGACAUAAUUUUGCCAUUUACACGUACUGAUUAGCAACAGGCUAGCAGCAGAUAACAGUAGUUGUAGUAAAUAAUAUUAAAGACCAUCAUAAUUACAUUUAUCAUCGUAAUAACAAUAUCAAAGGCAACAAGAUGUUUCAUGCGCAAAAUUUUAGCUUAAGUAUUUUUUGAGCAAAGGACAUGAAAAUGCAGGGAUAGGAAGAACAUACCUCCAUAACACCAGCGGCAACAUGGCUACAAAAACACCUGGUCUUUGUGGUGGCACAAGCUUGGUUCCACAUCUGCCUUCAUGAACAUGUUGUCCUCCCCUGUCCCCAUGAUGGCAGAUGGAUGCGGUAUUUCCAAAUUGUCUUUUUUAAGGGAUUUUGAUGAGUAAUGUUACUCCAGCUCCACUGUUGUUUUGAAUGGAGAAAUUCUAAAAUGGAAGUUGCUCGCAGACAUAAGGAAGUAAAUCAGAAGUUCCUCGGAAACUUGUCUGUAGGAAAACUUUUCAAUAUGUUACUGAAACAACAAAAUAAAGAGUUACUGCUUUGGCUGCAAUGUAAUAUUACUCAGUAUUGUCAAAUAUUGUC